AUGGAGGCGGAUUUCGCCGCCUUCGGGAGCCCGCUGUGCGGCGAGGUCAAGCGCUUCUGCAGGCGGGUGCGGGAGACCUACCGGGAGAUCAAGGAGGACCUCACCCCCUACAAGGAUGACCGGUACUACCGGCUGGCACCGAUGCGAUUAUAUACACUGUCCAAACGGCAUUUUGUUCUGGUCUUUGUAGUAUUCUUUGUUUGUUUUGGUCUGACAGUCUUCAUAGGAAUAGCAGGUCCUAAUGUAAUUGAAACUUCUGUAGCAAGAACCGACUUAAAUAACAGCCUAAAGGUAAGACCAUUUAAUUUAAGUUCGCCACCACUGUCUACUUACAAUCAGCAGCUGUGGCUGACCUGCGUAGUUGAGUUGGAUCAGCAUGAUGUAUCCCUCAAAAAGAAUGUUACUAUGAUAGUCAAAGUACUUGGGGUGGUGAAGGAUGGAAGCACACCAUAUGUUAAUAAUCAAGUUCACAAUCGGACGAGAUUACUCAGUUGCGCACAAAAAUGCAGUGAAAUCAUUGUUGCUCACCUUGGCUACCUGAACUACACUCAGUACAACAUAUUUGUUAGCUUUGAAGAUCUAUAUAAGUUAACGUACACCAUCCAGAAUAUUACUUUCACAUGGAAGACCUACAAUCCAACUUUUUCACAAGUGGAAAUAUGGUUCCGAUUUGUCUUUGUAGUUCUUACUUUUAUGGUCACGUGUCUGUUUGCACAUUCCCUGCGGAAAUUCUCCAUGAGAGACUGGGGUAUUGAACAGAAAUGGAUGUCCAUCCUCCUUCCCCUCCUGCUACUUUAUAAUGAUCCAUUUUUCCCCCUUUCUUUUCUGGUGAACAGCUGGUUUCCUGGAAUGCUGGAUGAUCUAUUCCAGUCGCUGUUUCUGUGUGCAUUGUUGUUGUUCUGGCUUUGCGUCUAUCAUGGCAUAAGAGUACAGGGGGAAAGGAAGUGCUUAACUUUCUAUCUGCCCAAAUUCUUUAUUGUUGGACUAUUGUGGCUGGCCUCCGUUACAUUGGGAAUAUGGCAAACUGUUAAUGAAGUACAUGAUCCUACAUAUCAAUACAGGGUUGACACAGGUAAUUUCCAGGGAAUGAAAAUCUUCUUCCUUGUGGUGGCAACCACAUACAUUCUCUACCUUUUGUUCCUGAUAGUGAGGGCAUGCUCAGAACUUCGUAACAUGCCCUAUGUUGAUCUCAGGUUAAAAUUCUUGACUGCAUUAACCUUUGUAGUGCUUGUUAUUAGCAUUGUUAUACUCUACCUACGCUUUGGAGCACAAGUUCUACAGGACAACUUUGUUGCUGAGCUGUCGACUCACUAUCAGAAUUCAGCAGAAUUCUUAUCAUUUUAUGGUUUAUUGAACUUUUAUCUCUACACAUUAGCCUUCGUGUAUUCCCCGUCAAAGAAUGCGCUAUACGAAUCACAGUUGAAAGACAAUCCCGCUUUUUCUAUGCUGAAUGAUUCAGAUGAUGAUGUGAUUUAUGGGAGUGACUAUGAAGAAAUGCCACUUCAGAACGGCCAAGCUAUUAGAGCCAAGUAUAAAGAGGAAUCGGACAGUGAUUGAUUGAUUUUGAUGUAGACAGACUUGUUCGGCUGGAAUUAAAUAAAUUUUGAAGUUUUCCUAGAUGGACAACUUCCUUGGCUUCCUUACAGUCUGCUGUCAUCUGAACACCGACUCCCAGGAAGGACAUCCUGCUUCUGUUUCUGUUUACAAAGUUAAAACUGAAAAAAAGAAUGCUUGAAAAGGUUGUGGUGAAAACUUAAGAAACCAAAAUUUUUACACAUCUUAUAAAAUGCCUGAUAGCAGAAUGUCUGUGGACUAAAAUCUUUAAGUCUAUUUCCAUUUAGAAGUGUCACUGAUUAUAUGCUGAUUUUAAAAUUGCUUCCUUGCUGCUUGGUUUUUUUGGGGUUGGGUUUUUUUUUUUUUUGAGGAUUAUGUACAGCAUACUGUCAUUCAUCUGUUGCAUUUGUGUUAGCUCCUUUGUAUAUUGUCCACUGCUGUACGAAGUGCCUCAUUUCCCUUUCAAUUUUCUACCUUAGUCUUUUGAGCUGGAGGCAGGGAAUGAAGUGUUUUAGGGUUUUCUCCUUUUUUUUUUUUUUAAUGCAAGAAAAUACAAGCUUUCCAUUCUUCCCUUGAAGAAACGAUAUAGACUUAAGACCAUUUUUUAAACUCAUUGAAAUGAGUUUACCAGAUUUGUAAGUGCGAGAUACGUGCAAAUAGUCAAGUUCUAGUGAGCCAAAAUAGUCUCAGUGGUGCAAAAUUAUUUGUAUAUGUUUCAUAACAUGCUUUACUACCACAACAGGAGUGUUUGUUUUGGUUUUUGUUUUGUUUUUUAAACAGCCCUUUCAAAUGGAAAUAUUUAGGCAGCAACAAAUCUCAGAAGGAAGCCAGUACUCUUCUUUCUGGGUUUUUUGUGUGCUGGAGGAGAUUUUUACACUUACAGAGAAUAGAGUAUGAAAGUUUCAUAGAGAAUUACAAUUUCAAAUUUCCAAACAUUUCAUUUUUAGAGGCUUUUUCUACAUCAGAAUUUUUCCUUAAAUUGUGUUAAUAGAUAGUUAAUCUACAUCCUAGGAACAGUUGUGGUUGCUCAUGUAUUGAACGUGCAUGAGAGUUAGCUUUUGAGCACGUUCUGUGCAUAGUUCAACUUCUUUGUCAUACCACAGUCGCCACCUGUACUGAUCGGAACUUUUACUAGCACAUUUUGUGAUUAUCUGUAUGCCAGUCUGUGCUGGAACAGAGUUACAUGGGAAUUAAGUACUCCUAGUACAAUGCUGCUGCUCCUCUAUUUAAAAGUUGGUUUUCUCCUACACCAUUGUUCAGUUCUUUAAGAGGAUGCUGUUUGUUUCUAACUACUUUUGUUUUCAGGUACUUGGCCUGUCUGAAAGUAUCUUUUUUCAUGGAUUCGUAACUGUGAUCUACUCUUGUAAAAUUUCUCUGCCCUGCUGCUGUAGAAGACUCUCAAAAGCACUGUUAAUGUAUUAGACAGAAAAUGGUGCUGGCUUACACUAGGGAAUUGUGCUCAUCAUUGAAGUAGUUCAAGCAGAAGAGUGCAAUGAAGUCCUACUAGACUUGCUGAAUCAUAUUGGGGAAAAAGUAGAUUUGUUCUGCUUUGAUGCAGCAACUGUUCUAGACCAUUCCCAUUGCAAUAACCUCCUGGUAGGUGUUCAGGAUGAUCAAGGGGAGACUUCACAGGAUAGCAAUUUGCAGAGAGAGGACCAAAGGAACUGCUUCAUGUGCUUGCAUCCUUGCUAUCAUAGAGUAGUUCAGAUUAAAUCAGUGCUCCGCUCUGUGUGUGAGAGAGAGAGAAAACUUUCUAAAAUUAUGUAGAGCUGUGAAAUUUUUUGAGGGUAUUUGAAAUUUAAAACUUUCUGUACCAGGGAUCAUUUAUUUGUUAGAAGCCAAAGCACUAUUGUAUGGCUAAAGCAAGGAAACUGCUGGGGAGGAGGAGAAGGUUUUUCCCUUUAAUUUCUUAAUUAAUUGGUGUCAGUUUAGAUGAACAUAUAAGAAAACAUUAAAGAAUUGUUUCAAGUUAGUGGUGGGGUUUUUUUCCGGUGAACUGUAGUAAGCUGUACCUUCAGCACUUCCUUUUAGACUUUUUUUUUAACAAGUACGGGAGAUGAUCUUUUUGUCCUAAAAGUGGAGCGCCCAUUCUCAUUUUUACUAUUCCCCAGAUGACUCUCUUGAGGCUUACAGCUGUUUGAAUUUGCAGAGUCAGACUUGGGAGCCAACUAGGCAUCCUUUGCAUACCCCAGAUCCUUUUGACUUCCAUUGGAGUAACAGUGGAUACAGGAAUUAGGUCUUCAAAAAUUAAUAUUUACAUGAUGCUUACAUAUUCAGAUCUUUUUGGCUCUGAUAUUGUUUAAUUCUGCUCUAAAUUGUUCUGAAGAGAUAAAAUGUUUGAUUUGCCCAACGUGCAAAGUAUUCUGAUGUUUCUUAACCUAUUUCACUUGCCAUCUUGUUUGCAUUAUCUUUUCUACAUCACUACAUUCAAAGUGGAAAUAGGAAAGCUGAGAAUGGGAAAUGUGUACUCACUAUGAAAAUAGUGAGAAAAUAGUUUCCUUGUUAAUUUUUAGAGAUUGUAUUUAAGCAAUGUUUGCCAUGCAACAUAGCUUUGUAUUUUGGAAGUGCUAGAGUGUAAUGGUAAGCUUGGUUGAAGCAGUGUCGCAUCAAAUUCAAUAUACAAUAAAAAGGCAAAAGCAGUGAAGCAGAUGAGGAAAUAGUUUUGCUAGCAAGAAAUCUCAAUUUCACUCCUCUUAUUUCCACAAUUGGAAAGCAGAGACAGUAUUUGAGGAAUAUUACAAUAUGGAUUGUAAACAGCUUGGGAGUAGGUGGCAUAAAUUCACCUCUGAGUAAAGUAUUGUAACCUAAGGGUGAAACAGAAGAUGUCUGGAUCAGAAACUAGCCUGGCUUUCCUUUCAUUACUGCUGAAGUAAUGAAGUAUUAUUUCCAUCACUAGUGGAACUGUAUAAAAUGAGAAAAGUAUACAAAAAGGCCCCACAGCAUACAGUGUUCCUGCUCUAAAGGAGACGCCAUCUAUUAAAUAACUGCAAGACUUCCAUGUACACAAUGGUCAAGAGGGACUUUUAAGAAGUCAAUAAUCAUUGAGUGUGAGCCAUUCAUGGCAACCAUAUUCUGUAGUAUUUGCUUUAAAAAUACAGUUGAUGUUGGAAUUGGUUGGAAACUUUCCUAGGACUGGCAAAGAAGAGGAAGCUUAACACCAACCAGUAAGGAACAGCUAGUGCAACAGACCCGUGGCACUAAUACUGAGGAAAAUGGGAGGAUGGUUCCAGCUAGGAAAGACUUUGAUCUGUUGUCUUUCUCUGAGCCAAAAGACACCUUUGUAUCCAUAGUCACCUAAUAUUUUCCCCCUUUUCCUUUUGCUUAUGCUGUUAACAACCUUUGCAUUACUGUAAAACUUUUUUUAGAAGUUUGUAAAUAUGUAAAAUGAAAAUAUGGAAAAAUUGUGUACCAAAAUGGUAUAAAAAUGUGUAAGAUAAAUGCUCUGUUUAAUGAGAAGCUGUAAUUAAACGCUGCUUUGAGAAAGUGUGCAUGAGGACAUGUGUUAAAUAUUCUACGUAUCUAGUUGUGUUAAUGACAGCAAAUUAUCCAUUUAUGUCAGAAAACUUCAUGCUAAUAUGGAAUAUGAAGGAAAAACUAGUAUUUUACUUCAAGCAAAAGUUGGGUAUUGAGUUUCUUGGAAGACUUCAUGCGCAUAAUCAUUGUUAAAUAUGUUCAUAAUAAAGUUUUAUAUCUUUA
Gymnogyps californianus (California condor) is the source of this 5250-nucleotide messenger RNA. It is a transcript of the gene TMEM181, whose product is annotated as transmembrane protein 181. The record is from RefSeq and is a predicted model, not a curated record. The coding region runs from base 1 to 1557 and encodes 518 amino acids. Lineage: Eukaryota; Metazoa; Chordata; Aves; Accipitriformes; Cathartidae. The transcript has 17 exons. Gene Ontology annotation, molecular function: toxic substance binding.